AUGGCUGCUAGACCUCCUACCUUCCGACUAUUUUGGCACCGUUUCGCUGGGCCUUCAACUCGAAAUGCCUGCCAGGCAGAUUUUACCUCCACAUGGCGCUCAUUCGUGACGAGCGCCCCACGAGCAGCUCGUGGUCAAGCAGCAAAACCCACCCCACGAAGCACCGUCUCAAGCUCGAGUGUCCCUGCAGGAUCAAUAGGACGACUAGCCCUUAAGGUCGCAAGAGAAGGCGAUGUUGUUCUCUUCCGGUCACCGUCUCAUCGCACCUAUGUCCUGAGCGCGUACGGUCUAUCGGCAUUCUGUUUCGCGUACGCCCUGUUCAACUCCAAUGACGUUUUCCGCGAUGCUCAGAUCGAGCGCCCAAUGUGGCAGAAGGGACUGUUUGGUGGUAUUUGCGUGACAAUGAGUGUCAUGGGUACACUUUUUGUCGUGAGAACGGGCCAUUUGGUACGGAACAUCACGGCCGUCAAGUCUAACAACCAGACUUAUAUUCGUUUCGCGGUGCGGCGCAUGGUACCCUUUACAAAGCCUUACCAGUUUGAGGUUCUUCCAUCCCAGGUUUCUAUUUCCCGUCGGCUGGUAGUCUCGCAGGAUUCGAGACAGCGGUUCGAGGGGGAUAGCAAGAAGCUUGGCUCGGCGCAGGAUUCGCAGAAAGGUUUCUUCCAAGCACCCGUUCAGGCACUGAGUAUCGGUCUGUGGAAAAUGUUCAUGUCUAUGCGACAGAUUUUCACUGGUGAGGACUUUAUUCUCCUGAGUGUUGAAGGCUACAAGCAAACCUUCCGAGUGGAUUCCAAUGGGUUCGUAUCCAAUGACUUCAUGGCUCUCGGAAACCCUGUCCAGUUGAAGAGGUCUUGA
Molecule: messenger RNA, 855 nt
Organism: Penicillium verhagenii
Lineage: Eukaryota; Fungi; Ascomycota; Eurotiomycetes; Eurotiales; Aspergillaceae
Exons: 1
Coding region: 1-855 (284 amino acids)
Source: RefSeq, a predicted model, not a curated record